Drosophila suzukii is the source of this 1020-nucleotide messenger RNA. RefSeq names its product eukaryotic translation initiation factor 4B. Gene Ontology annotation, molecular function: RNA binding. NCBI's taxonomy places the organism in Eukaryota, Metazoa, Arthropoda, Insecta, Diptera, Drosophilidae. The record is from RefSeq and is a predicted model, not a curated record.
UAAAUAAACAAAGGCAGACACCAAGGCAUUCGAUUACAAAUAAAUUUUUUCCUUUGACUGGUGUUUUUGUGAAGAUGUCCAAGUUAUCGAGGGGUUUCAAGAUGCCUCCCGUGGGCUCCUCAUCCGUAUCCUCCAUUCCCGUUUCCGGAAGUGAAUCGGGGCAUGGUUUGGAGGGCAUGUUGCACGUGACAAAGGUAAAAACUUCGGAGGUGGACGAAGCCGAGUUAUAUUUGCACAAGGAUGGACUCCAGAAAUCAAAUACAGAUCUGCCAAAGAAGGUUAGUACUCCGAAUGUGGAAGAAGAGGUGCCAACCAUUCCACCCUAUGUGGCAUUGGUCAGUAACUUGCCCAUGGAGUGCACCGAACGGGAGUUGAACAAGGUGCUUACCAACUUUUCGGUCCGUUCUUUGACUAUUCCAAAGAAGGGAAAGCGACCCAAGGGAUUUGCCUACGUAGAGAUGGAUUCCCGUGAGGAUCUGAUUGGGCUUCUUAGGCUGGAGAAGCUCAAGUGCCGUGGUCGUUGUCUUAUGAUAAAAAUAAGUCAGGAUCGGGAGACCCCUGUAAAGGGAGGUGGGGAUGCCCCCAGUUAUGCCCCACUUCCCAGCAGCGAAUUCGAUGUGAAUUCCGAACAUUAUUCAGCAAGUGUCAGUGAUCUCAGCGUCAUAGAUUCGCCAUCCAGUGAAGGUGAAUCGCCAUCUCCCCUCUGGCCAAAAAGUGAGUCGUCCUUCUACGGCAGGGACACCCCCAUCACUCGGAAACCCAGUAGUACUGAGGAACUGGAACGCCGCAUGGAAAUGCGUCUUCAAAAACUGGCCGAAUUCGAGAAUGCCGAAUCGGAGAAGGCUCAGAACGAAUACCCGGAGGAUCAGGAUACUGUCAGCAUGUCCUGGAGCGAGAUCCUCAGCGAGACUAGAAACAGUGAGGGAAUUUAGUUUUGUUUUUGUUAGAUUUUAGUUAAUGUAACCUUCAGCAAACCAAAAUAAGCGGGAUACUUAGAGGACUUAUAAAAUAUAUAUAAAA